AGGGAGGGCAUCAUAAUGUACUCCGUGUAAGAGAAAGAACCCAUUUUUGCAAUUUGGGCAAUUUCAGUUUUCUCGGUGGCGGUAGACGCGGUGUGACUUCUUCAGCCUUUCCAAUUCCGUUGACGUAAAACGGUGUCGUUUCUGAUCAAAUUCAAUUCUCUUCGCUACGAUCGCUACAUUCUCUCUCUCCCCAUCUCUCUUUUGUACAGACUGAACCCGAGCUGAACUGCAUCUCGCCUAUAAACACAUUUUUGAGGACGAUGCAGCAGCCUGUGCAGCCAAGGCCUUCUGCCAAUGGAUAUGGCCGUCGUAAAGUUGAAAAAGAAGUGGGUACUAGGUUGGAGAGUAAAGUUCAAUCUGGAAAAGCUACUUCCCGUCAAUUUGCUGGUGUAGGUAAAGGGGGAGCAUAUCAAAGCCCGUCACGUGAUCGACUAGUUUAUUUAACUACUUGUCUUGUUGGACAUCAAGUGGAAGUACAAGUGCUGGACGGAUCUGUGUUUUCAGGAAUACUUCAUGCAGCAAACACUGAAAAAGAUUCUGGUAUUAUUCUGAAAAUGGCCCACUUGAUAAAAGAUAGUACAGAGGGAAUGAAGAAUACUUCUGAAACUUUUAGCAAGCCUCCAUCAAAGACUUUAAUAAUCCCGGGUAAAGAGUUUGUGCAAGUUACAGCAAAGGGUGUGCCUGUAACUUUAGAUGGCUUCAGAACAGAAUUCAUGCUGGAAAAGCAGCAGGAACUUUUGACAGAUUCAUGCAUUUCACAAUCUCGGCAUAAUGAGGUAGAGCGGCAGUUGGAACGCUGGGUACCUGAUGAUGAUGCUCCUGAAUGUCCUGAACUAGAUAAUAUAUUUGAUGGCCAUUGGAAUAGGGGCUGGGAUCAAUUUGAAGCCAAUGAAACACUGUUUGGAGUAAAAAGCACAUUUAAUGAGGAACUUUAUACGACAAAGCUUGAGAAAGGUCCUCAGAUGAGUGAGUUGGAAAAAGAAGCUCUAAGAAUAGCUAGAGAAAUUGAGGGUGAGGAUACACGUGAUCUUCAUCUAGCAGAGGAGAGAGGGAUUCAACUUCAUGGGAACCUAGAAGUUGAUGAGGAAACCAGGUUUUCAGCAGUUGUUAGAGAGGUUGAUGAUAGCGGUUAUGAUGACUGUGAGGACAUAUUAUUGGAUUCACGUAAUGACGAAACAUUUCAAGGUGUAUCUAGUACCAUGGGCAAGUUAUCUACUGACAAGAGCAGCAGGAAAAUUAGUGAUGGUGCACAAGUGUCAUCAAGAUCUUCCUCCAUGGAUGAAGUGCAAUCUUCUCAGUUAAGUACCAGCAGGGAUCUCUAUCAGACUUGUUAUGAUGAUCAUUCUAAACAGUCAUCGGCUGAAAUUGUUCCUAAAGGUGCCUCUAUCUUAAACAGGGGACUCAAAGGUCUGUUUAGUGAGCAUGCUGGGGCAAAUUGCAAUAAUGAGAACAGAAGAAAUCAAAUGAUAGCUGAAGAAGCUCAAACGUCAUUACCGGAAGAUUCAAAGUUUUCUUCAAGAAUAAAGAUGGAUACCUCUGAUAGGGGUAGAUUGUCUUCAGACAUCUCCGCAUCGUGUGUUCAUCCAGAGCGCCAGGAUAAGAUCACAAGUUCUUCUAGAGAGAAGUUGGAGGGUGUGGUGUCUUCCAAGAUUCAGGGGACUGCACAAUCUGCUAAUUCUCGUGUGCGACCUAGUAGUUCUGCUCUAUCCGCUUCUGAUGGAACAGGUGCUACCUCAACAUCAGCUGACAAUGGAUUAUCACGAACCUCUUCUAUAAAUUCAUUUUCGUCAGAAAAAUCCACAUUGAAUCCACAUGCUAAGGAAUUUAAACUAAAUCCUAAUGCAAAGAGUUUCACCCCAUCUCAAUCACCUUUGAGACCUGCUUCGCCAGUGUCUGAUAAUUCCUUCUACUAUCCAGCUGGUGUGACUACUGUCCCGCACAUGCAUGGCAUGCCUGUUGGCAUUGGGUAUGGACAGCAGAUGAUGAUUGGUCACCCUCGGCAAGUUGUCUAUAUGCCGAAUUACCCCCCUGAAAUGCCGUUUAAGGGAAGAGAGUAUUAACCAGUUUGCUAACAAUAUCGCGUGGUGGGUUGACCCAAUUUGCUGAUAUAGAAAAUAAUUUCUGACGCUAGAGGUUGUGGAUCAUUUAUUGGUGAACGAGGUUCAGCUGGUUGAUCUCCAAAUGGUUUUGAUUAGAGCUCUUCCUUGUAGUGGAAUUUCACUGAUUCGAAUUGUCAUUAUCACAGAUUUGUAAGCUUUCAAAUUUACAGUCUCUCAUGGAGUUUAUUUACUGAGGUGUUACUUUGGUAUACUUCAUAUUUCUUCUCUUUGAUCUGUAUUCCUGAUAAUGUUUGUUGUUCUAUUUUUUCAGUACUAUUUAGUGGACUUUUUUAGCUA
Molecule: messenger RNA, 2396 nt
Organism: Nicotiana attenuata
Lineage: Eukaryota; Viridiplantae; Streptophyta; Magnoliopsida; Solanales; Solanaceae
Product: polyadenylate-binding protein-interacting protein 4-like
Exons: 14
Coding region: 261-2060 (599 amino acids)
Biological process (GO): cytoplasmic stress granule assembly
Cellular component (GO): cytoplasmic stress granule
Molecular function (GO): RNA binding
Source: RefSeq, a predicted model, not a curated record